Messenger RNA from Acanthochromis polyacanthus (spiny chromis), 2850 nucleotides. RefSeq names its product zona pellucida protein AX 1 (gene zpax1). The record is from RefSeq and is a predicted model, not a curated record. The transcript is spliced from 19 exons. Bases 57 to 2732 code for a protein of 891 amino acids. Lineage: Eukaryota; Metazoa; Chordata; Actinopteri; Pomacentridae.
CUGUUUAAAGCUUCUAAAUUGUAUUUGGUUUUUGUUGAAGUUUAUUAUGGAACUUGAUGGCUGCAGUAAUUGUCUCGGGUCAAGCAAGGCCAAAAGUGAAGCUCAGCUCACAAUCAAGCAGUGGUUUAGCGUCAGACUGUGUUGGCAAUCUAAUGAGGCUGACGUUGGACAAGGCUCUCGCAGUGGGGAACCAGCUCGAGGUGGAAGCUAUCAAUGGCACCCAGCACGUAGUGUUGACACCCAGCCUGGCUGCUCAGUGUGGAUACAGCAUGGAGUCUGACCCGUGGGGAAACACCAGAAUCUACGCAUCUCUGCUGGGCUGCUACGUGAACAACAAAGCUGAUACAACAUUUAAUGUUGGCAUGAAACUUCGACUGUACAAGAGCAGUGCAUUGGAUGUGAUUAGUCACGAUGUGUCACAAACCUGCAGCUAUAGUCGCUGGGCCUCCAGAGAGAUUCUCUGUGACAGGAACUACAUGGAAGUGUCAAAAUACAUGUCUACACCUGACUCACCAAGUGAUCCUAAAGGGCAGACUCAAGAGUUUAAAGAUGAAGACUCCAACAUCAAUGCUGUCCCUGGUUUCUCUGGUGCAGAACAUGGUAUCUGGAAGAUGACAUUUUUCACUCCUGAGCCAGUGGCAAUGGUGCUGCGGGAGGCCGAACAAGCCGGGUACAGCGCCAUGACAACCUCCACCCGUCUGGUCGUGCGAAGCCCCUACAACACUGCCGAGACUUACAUGGAGGAUGUGGCAGGAGUCCCCAUGGAAGUCUUCAAGGUGAGCACCUACUACAAGGCGCCUCAGGGUUUGAGUAUUGUGAACUUGGCAGCUGCUUGUCCCACGGGUGGCGUCCUCUUCACUGAGGAGUCAAUCUCCUGGCACAUGCCUCGCCGUGUGACCCCUCUGAUGGACAGCAGGUUCAGAAUUGUGGAAAUGCACAUGGGCAUCAACGGGCAGCGACUGGAUAAAUCUCAGAUGGCAGCAAGAGGGUACUCGCUGUCUGUGACAGAUUUCCACAUCGUCACAGAGAUCCCAGUGGGAUCACCUGAUGGUUACUACAAGAGCCAUGCCCCAGACUACCAGUACCACAUCACCUUCACUGUGGAGCCCAUGCUUGAAGUACUGUGGAAGGGAGAUAACGCCCAAGAUGAUAUCAAAUACAAGAUUUUGUUUCCAAUUACAACCCCUCUGAUGCCCCAAACCACCUAUGCAGAAGAUCUUACUGUCCCUGAGGAUGGUGUAUUCAGGGUUCAGUUGGGAGCCUUUCUUCAUGAUGUGGAGCUGAGGAACAUCACAUUUUCUACUGGAGUCCUCACAGUUGAGGAGAGCAACACCAGAGGCUUCACUGUCCAGGAGCACAUCUUUCCCAAUGGCACCAAGGGAUACUCUCUCCAAGUGGCCUUUAAUUCUGAUGUAGUCAUGAAGCAUAAUCCUGAAGCCUUGGUCACAGUCUACACCCUGCCUUUGGUGUUUGGGUUCAUUGUCCUGCCAGAAGAAACUCCAUUUGCCCAUGCAGAGGUGUUCCAUGUGUCCCUGCAGGAUGUUGUGCUUCCUAUACUCACUGGUACCUGUGACCACAGUCAAUUUUACACCAGUGUGGAAUAUGGCAGUCAAGGUCGCAACAUUCAGACCACAGUUGGAUAUGUGCCGCUGACACGUGAGCUGGCUGAGAGCUAUGGUUUCCAAGACAACGGCACCCACUUCAGCCUUGUCAUUCCAUAUACAGCCAAGGAGACAAUAUUUGAGCUGUUUGCUUCACAUUAUGUCAGAGCCAGACUUGACAUUCUGCUUUAUGACAUCAACAAUCAGUGGCUGCUUGGUGAUCUCUUCCUGACCUGCUAUUUCCCUUUAACAACAACCAUGUGCUACUCAAAUGGAACAAUAACCGCUCUGGCUAUGAAGACCCAAUCUGUGCCCAGUCUUAACCCAAGCCGGUUAACUUUAAGGGACCCGUCCUGCAAACCAGCUUAUAGCGACGAUCGCUUCGCUCACUUUUCUUUCACUGCUGAUUCCUGUGGGACCACGAGAACAUUCUUUGACAACUACAUGCUGUAUGAAAAUGAGAUUAGCAUAUCUUAUUUGGAUGAUGGAGCCCACAAUGAUUCACCAGUUGAUCCUGAGUACAGGCAAACUGUUUCUUGCUACUACAUGGUAAACAAGACUGAGACUCUUGCAUUCAGCUAUAAACCAAGAACAUAUGAUCCAAAAGCGGAGAUCGGGACAGGGCAGCUGAUGGUGCAAAUGAGGCUAGCAAAAGAUUCUUCCUAUGAUGACUUCUAUCAAGGACAAGAUUUUCCAAUAGUGAAAUAUUUGAGGCAGCCUCUGUAUUUUGAGGUGGAGCUGAUGCAGUCAAGUGAUCCCCACCUGGAGCUCAUCUUGGAGAACUGUUGGGCAACUCUUCAGGAAGAUAGGAUGUCUUUACCCAGCUGGGACAUCAUUGUGGACAGUUGUGGAAAUCGUGAUGACAGCUACAUGACCACCUUUCAUCCUGUUGUGAGCGACACCAGGGUUGCAGUCCCCUCCCACAUCAAGCGCUUCUCUAUGAAGAUGUUCGCCUUCAUCAAAGACGAAGCGGUUCUAAAAGACGAGAUCUUUGUCCACUGUGAUGCAGUGAUUUGUGACACAAACAGCCAGGAUGAUGGUGCCUGCAGAGGCCAGUGUGUGCAACCCACAGGCAUAAAGAGCUCUCAGCAUCAGGGGACAAAGGGUUCAAAAAGGAGUAAGAAUGUCUAGAGAUUUGAACUGAAGUAUUUAAAAUGAAUGUGAAGUUUGACUUUUUUUCUUAUUUUCAGGGCAAAGAAAUGCAGACUCAACCCAUCAAACGCUGAUUUCCUCUGGACCGAUUGUUGUA